GCUCUGAGUCAGGCCAAGAAAAGGAUUAAUGACCUGAUUGUUGCUGAGCAGGCACAGAAAACCAUCUCUGACCCGUUCAUUAGUCAGCUGUCACAGGCUGACAUGGAGGAGCUGAAGGCUCUGCAGAGGAAACUGACGGUCAGCAUCCGUCUGGACAAAGGAGCAGAGGACCAGGACCCGGAGAUCCACCUGGAGGGUCUGACCAGAGACGUGUUCACUGCUGAGUGUGCAGUCAGGGACAUCAUCCGAAAGGUGGAGAGGGCGGAGAACUCAAAGAGACAGGCCUUGUUAGUGAGUAGCCUGGUAGAGUGGCAGUAUCCAGACCGCAGUGGCUCAAUGGUGGCCUUUGAUAUUUACACCAACCUCAGACUGGAGGAGGCGCUAGAGAAGAAAAAUAAGGUGAAGAUCAAGAUCAAUGAUGAAACGUACACCGCUGAUCCAGGACUUAGAAAAGCAGUUUCAGCAAAGAGGUGUGAUGUAGAGCUUCUUCGGAAAGACCUUAAAGGUGAGUCACUUAUCGCUCUGCCUUCUUGUUGGGAGGACAUGAAAGGAGACGUUGUGAAGUUGUUUGCUCUGACUCCAGGAGCUCAGGAAUACAACGACGUGGAGCAGGAACUGACAAAGACCGGACUUUAUCUUAACAUCAUCAGUAUCGAACGAGUCCAAAAUCUGUCACUGUGGCAGAGCUACCAGAUCAUGAAGAAACAAAUGGAGGUGAAGAAUAAACACACAAACAAUGAACUGCUUCUGUUUCACGGCACCACUGACACCUCCAUCCAUCUGAUCAACAGCAAAGGCUUCAACCGCAGCUACGCAGAAAAACAUGGUGCGAUGUACGGCAAUGGUUCUUAUUUUGCUGUGAACCCCCACUAUGCAACACGUCAAUAUGCCAGACCUGACACCAGGGGGCACAAACACAUGUACCAGGCCAGAGUUCUAGUUGGAGACUACGCCCAAGGACGAAAAGGCAUGAUCACCCCUCCUCCCAAAUCUGGGAGUGCCUCAGACCUGUAUGACAGCGUCACAGAUGACGCUACUUAUCCAACCAUGUUUGUGGUCUUCAAUGAUAUCCAGGCCUACCCAGAAUACCUCAUCACAUUUACAUAAAGAG
This is a messenger RNA of Pundamilia nyererei, 1111 nucleotides long. RefSeq names its product poly [ADP-ribose] polymerase 14-like. Lineage: Eukaryota; Metazoa; Chordata; Actinopteri; Cichliformes; Cichlidae. Gene Ontology annotation, biological process: protein poly-ADP-ribosylation; negative regulation of gene expression. Gene Ontology annotation, cellular component: nucleus; cytoplasm. Gene Ontology annotation, molecular function: NAD+ poly-ADP-ribosyltransferase activity; transcription corepressor activity. The transcript is spliced from 5 exons. The record is from RefSeq and is a predicted model, not a curated record. The annotation marks the transcript as partial.